UCACUUUCGUGUUUCGCAAGAUUGUAUCAUCCAAUAGAAAAAAAAUGUGGAAUAAUCACUUACUUCCAAGCGUACUUUCCCGUCUUCUUAGCUUCGUGCCUGCUCUCUACUUCGAAAUACCUAAAGCUUCCCUAAUUCUGGUCAUACGCAAGUGGAAAUCCAAAGACCCAAGUACUCUGGCACAUUAUUGUGUUACCACUUUAUUAAAUGCCUUGACGAUCACGACAGGUUCACUUUUCACAUUGCACAGCUCACCAGAUGCAACCAUAAUGGGGACAAACGAACGUGGAGUAGCUGCCUGCAAGCUUAUUUGAUGAAUCCCCUACUUACACACCAUUUAACCUGUUCUCACCCUAAAAUAUACAACGAACGUCUUUUUGCAAUCAUCAUCAUACUCAUUCAAACAAGGGGCGGCCAUCAUUACGCUGCA
Molecule: messenger RNA, 430 nt
Organism: Mollisia scopiformis
Lineage: Eukaryota; Fungi; Ascomycota; Leotiomycetes; Helotiales; Mollisiaceae
Exons: 1
Coding region: 45-314 (89 amino acids)
Source: RefSeq, a predicted model, not a curated record